UCCAAUUUUGAUUGAAAAAAAAAACCAGGAAGUGACACGUUUUCGGACGUAAUUUAAAAUUCAAAGACAGGGAAAUGUGACACUUUUUCAGCUGGAUGGCAUCGGCUGAAGCGCAUCCGUUUCCUCACGCAAAGUCGAUCAUCGAGACCUGCACAAAAGAGAGAGUCGGACCAGGUGCUAUUCCAUAGACUGGGAUACUUGAAACUGAAAUACAUGAAAAUGUCGCGAUAUGAAAAUGCGACGAUUAACGGCACACAGUCAUCGAACUGCUUUGACCCUACAGCAAGAAAAAUCGGAUACACCUUUACCUACUGCCUGUUGUUAGCGGUUUCCUUGGCUGGAAACAUGUUCAUUGGGAUAAUUGUCUACAAGACGAAACGCAUGAGAAAGCCCAUCAACUUUUUCAUUGUAAACAUGGCGAUAUCUGAUCUUCUCUUUCCGAUUUUCCUUUUCACGCGAAGGCUUCUAGUGUUGUUCGACAAUGGUCCUUGGGUAAUCAGCGGUGUUGUUGGUCAGAUGUUAUGCAAGCUGCCUCCUUUUCUUACAGAUGUCUCCUCUAUUGUGUCUAUCCAGAGUCUGAUUCUGAUAGCAGUUGAUCGAUUUGGAGCUGUGAUGUUUCCUUUUCGCUCUCCACUCAUCAGUUCAAAGCUAUGCCGUCUCUUCAUUCUGGGUACUUGGAUCGUUGCGAUGGCCAUUCAGUCGCCCUUUCUCUUCGCCCUAAAACUCGUUAAGAACCAAGAAAGACUAUGGUGCGAUUUAAGAUGGAAAGACACCUUCGGAAAGUCCUCGUCUUUCGAAAACUACGCUUUAGCAGUUAUAAUUUUGUUGUUCUGCCUUCCUUCGGUUUUGAUCGCCUUACUUUAUCUAUCCAUUCUCCUUAAACUCAAGACCCAGGCGGUUCCUGGCGAAAGAUCAGACAAUGCAAGAGAAAAACGAGAGAGGAAAGAGCGAAAUGUACUGAAGAUGUCCAUUGCUAUCGUGUCCGUGUUUGCGAUAUGCUGGGUACCUCACAUUAUCUACUGGCUUAUAAAGUUAUUUUCGCCACACAAAUUCGUUUCAACUUGUAGUUUCCAAUUAUUCACGUCGAUUUCGACCUUUCUGGGUAGCGCAAACUGUGCCAUAAACCCUUACGUCUGUUUCAUUUUCAGUGGAAAUUAUCGGCGUGGUCUCAAGAAUCUUUUCUGCUGUGUGUCUACACGCCAGGAAUAAUCAAGUUACACCGCACUUAAGGCUCGUUAAAUUAAACAGAAGUGGUUGCUUAACAAGUCACUGUAUCGAUAGUUUAACGUGAAAUACCCAGCAACGCAUAGCAUGAUCGAAGGAAAUUUUGAACAAACUAUGAUUGAGUGCAUACGAAAAAAUUUUUGACAAUCGCCUUUAACUUGUGCUUUCGUAAAAAUAUACAAAAUAUACCGGUUAUCUGUUGAUUUUGCUGCAGAUACUUCACUUUUCUAGAUAAACUGAGGAGUCACCUAUAAUAACAGUUUACCAAAGGAACCGCAGCUUCUUGGAGUUAUACAUAAAUUAGCAAAUUAAAUGAGAAACGGAUCUGUCUGCUAAAUUCACAGUACAACUCUAAUGGAACAUUUCUGUUAAUCUGCUGUGAUAAUUGGUCUAUAUUUACUUUACAAGGAGCAAUUAAAAAGAAAAGGAAAAAAAAAAAUGACAGGCCACCACGCGCAUUUUUGAUGAAAUGACGACUUCCUUCUCCGGCAAGCUUGAACCAAAAUGUCAAAGCGUGGCUAUCAGA
Stylophora pistillata is the source of this 1750-nucleotide messenger RNA. Its product is annotated as neuropeptide SIFamide receptor-like. Gene Ontology annotation, biological process: G protein-coupled receptor signaling pathway. The record is from RefSeq and is a predicted model, not a curated record. Gene Ontology annotation, molecular function: G protein-coupled receptor activity. Gene Ontology annotation, cellular component: membrane. Lineage: Eukaryota; Metazoa; Cnidaria; Anthozoa; Scleractinia; Pocilloporidae.